AUGGAAGUUUUUGACUACAAACUUUAUCAUCAAAAUCAAAGAGAUGAAGUUACUCCACUUUUUUCUCACGUGUCAUUAAUUAAUCAACAAAUGGGAGAAGAGACCUUUAACGAUUUUGAGAAUUUUACUCAAACUGUAAAUAUUAGAGGAGACAUGGAAACUGAAAUUUUUUGUUUUGUUAAAUUUAAAAAUCAACAAAAUAAUGAAAGGAUGGCCUACAGUGAAAAACAUGCUCUCUUCCCCCAAGAAGCAACGACGGUUAGAUUGGAACAGUCUAUAAUACACGAAGCGACUGACGGAUCGACUAUUAAAAUUUAUCAAUAUCGAAUACAAGUAUAUAAAGUUAGUCAUGAAUAG
Messenger RNA from Meloidogyne enterolobii, 357 nucleotides. The record is from the annotation of a GenBank genome assembly. Lineage: Eukaryota; Metazoa; Nematoda; Chromadorea; Rhabditida; Meloidogynidae.